CAGCAGAGGAAAACACAUCUUUCGGAUCAUUUCUCAGAGAAGAGGAGAGUUGUUUUGUUUUUUUCUUUUUUUAAACCCAGGAAUUAUUUACUGUGGAUGAGCUGGUGUGAAGAGAAGGGGCGAGCGACAUAGACAAACACACAGGGGGAGAGAGAGAGAGAGAGAGAGCAGCUGGAAACGACGGAGAGCUUCAGUAGUGGAGAGAGAGAGGAGGCAGCAGGACGAAGCAUGACGGAGCUGCUCAUCGGAUUCUGAGGACCAAAACACAAACCGGUGGUGAUGGGAAACACAGACAGUCACAGCAGCUUCGCCUCUCCUGCCAAGCCCUCCUGCUCGCUCAGGUUUUCCUGCAGGAGGGAGGAGGUCCCGUCAGCUCGCAGCUGGUGGAGGAGCAGCCAGGGGAGCUGCAGGAGCCGAGGGAGGAGCUACCUGAACCAGCACACCGCCGGCCCGCCGUACACGUCCUGGCAUUAUGAACCAGCAACCAAAGCAGCCAGAGGAGGCUCCAAACUGAAAGCAGGGUCUCCUCAGAGGUACAGCAGAGGGGAGCGGGCGCAGGGCGGCUGCAGGAGUCAGUGUGGAUACCUGGGAGGCGGCGGCGGGACUAAUGGGAUUUGUGGCGAGCGGGCGUCUCUGGAGAGUGGCAGCAGCCCAAAGGUGCUGCUCAGCAAAGAUGGCAGCAUGAGGGUGGAGUUUACCAACAGCAGGGUUGUUCCAGUGGAACCGCAGGGGCUGACCGGCCUCCCUGCCAUCACCUCCACAACCAGCGCCGCUGCAGGCCCAGAGCCGUCCCUCCGCACCAGCAAAGGCAGCUCGCUCAGCUCCGACGGCUCCUGGUACGACUCGCCGUGGGGAAAUGGCGGCGAGCUGACCGACAACGUGUUCGUUUGCACGCAGAGUGUGGAUAACAGCAGCGGAUACACCACCUACUCCUCCACCCGAACAGAGGAAACCGCCACCAGCAGCAGCGGCUACAACACCUUCUUCUCAGCUCCCGUGGACGACAUGUCACCUGGAUUUACCUCCACCCUCCUUUUCCCCGCCACAGAGACCAGCGAGUUCGCCUCCGCCACAGGUUACAACACCUGCUCCUCCGGGCGGACGGAGGACAGCGGCAUCGGAGACUCAGUGAUCCUGCAGCCUGACCUGAGAGACUUCAGCCUGCUCUCACCUUCCAGCAUUUACAGCAGCCACAACACGCUGGCUGCUUUCCCCACCGGACCAGAUACCUCCCAGGAGCAGCAGCAGCAGCAGCAGCCGAGGACCACCUCCUCCUCGUCCGUCUCCUCGGGGCUGCUGGACGACGUCACCCAGGAGGAGGAGGAGGGUUCAGUCAGAGGCGUGGGGAGUCAUUACUCCUCCUGUACGCUGCCAUGCCGCAAGGCUGAGUCUGUGAGCGCCGCCGGAGGGAACAACCGAAAAGACUUCCUGAAGAGCCGGAUCAGACGGCUGAGCGACUGGACCGGAAGUCUGAGCAGGAAGAAGAGGAGGAUCCAGGAGCCAUACGGCAGCGACCCCAGUGAUGUUUUCAUCAACGGACUGAGCUCUGGUCUGACCGGCUGCAGCACACUGUGGUCCUCCAACCCUCUCCACACCCUGAACCAGAACCACUUCCCCCCGGUCCACUGUGGCUCCUUCAGGAGCCUGAACCAGAACCAGAGCAACGACGCUCAGCGGCAGAACGUCUAUGAAAACUUCAUGCAGGAGCUGGAGACGGGCUGCAGCAGCGCGGCCGACCGGACCGAGCCUUCGGAGGGGGACGGAGACGAAGGGGACGAAGACGAGGAGGAGGAGGAUGCUGACGGGGAGGUGGAGGUGGGAGGAGGGGAGCAGCUGGACGUCCUGUUUGAGAAGGAGCAGGGCGUGGUGCGACGGGCCGGAUGGCUCUCCUUUAAAGCUCUCAUCACCGUCAACAAGGACAGGAAGCUGGAGCUGGUCGCCCGCCGCAAGUGGAGGCACUACUGGGUCACACUGAAAGGUUGCACGCUGCUCUUUUACGAGACAUAUGGGAAAAGCGGUGGCACCGAACAGGAGCUUUCUCCUCGCUACGCUCUGCUGGCCGACGACAGCAUCGUCCAGGCCGUCCCCGAACACCCCAAGAAGGAACACGUCUUCUGUCUGAGCAACUCGUACGGAGACGUCUACCUGUUCCAAGCCACCAACCAGACCGACCUGGAGAACUGGGUGACGGCGAUCCACUCCGCCAGCGCCUCCCUGCUGGCGAAGCGUCAGGGGAAGGAGGACACGCUGCGGCUGCUGCGCUGCCAGAGCCGCUCGCUGCUGCGCAAGAUCGACAUGGACGGGAAGAUGAAGAAGAUGGCCGAGCUGCAGCUGUCCGUCAUCAAGGAGCAGAAGAACAGGAAGGCAGUGGAGAGCCAGAUCCAGCAGUGGGAGCAGAACCUGGAGAAACUGAACCUGGAUCUGUUCAGACUCCGGUGUUACUUGUCCAGCCUGCAGGGCAGCGAGCUCCCAAACCCCAAGAGCCUCCUCGCCGUGGCCAGCCGGCCCUCCAAGAGCACGCUGGGACGUCUGGGAGUCUUCUCAGUGUCCUCCUUCCACGCUCUGGUUUGCAGUCGAGAUGAGGCGACGCUGCGGCAGCGUUGUCGAUCUCUGUCAGGAGGAAACAACCGGAGAAGAGGCCUGCCGUUCUCUCUGAAGGCUCUGGAUGGACUGAACAGACGCAGCAAGGACGGCAAACACUCAGCUGCCCAGACCCUGGACUGUGCGUCCCAGCAGAGGGAGGCGGCGCCCUCCACAGGCCGAGCUGCAGCUCUGCAGCUGUGUGACGAGCAGCAGCAGCUCUCGGCGCUCGGUGUUUUCACUCUGCACAUCUGUCGACCCGACACGGAAAAGGACUUUGGCUUUGCAGUGACGGGUCACGUGGACGGAGCAGGAAAAAGUCACGUCUACGUCAGCGAAGUCGACCCGCUGGGACUGUCGGCCAGACACGGCCUCAGGGCCGGAGACGAGGUCCUGGCUGUGAACGGAGCCGCUGUCUCAGGACUGGACCUGGACCUCAUGCAGAGUCUCUUCACCCACCAGAAGCUCCAGCUGCUGCUCAGGAGAGACGAGUCGCCCGACACCGAGGAGCCCGCCGGCGUCUGGCCCGACCCCACCGACCCCUGCUUCCCACCGCCGACCUCUGCCAACCUCCAGACCUGGACCGCAGAUCCAUCAUUCAUCAGUGAUCCAGAUGGAAACCUCACUCCCGUUUUUGACGACACUUUGACGACGACGCCGUCUGAGGACGCUGAGGCUCCGGGACAGAACAUGGACCAGGUCUACUCGCUGUACCAAACCUUCCCAGAAAGCCGAGCGGCGGACGCUGACGUCCCCAAAAACCCAUACAGCAGAGAGGUCGGCCUGCAGCCGGCGAGCCCCGCCCACCUGAGUGUGUGUCAGCGUCUGCGUAAAGUCAUCCAGGAGCUGGUCGACACCGAGAAGUCCUACGUCAAGGAUCUGGUGUGUCUGUUCAACAUCUAUCUGACGCCGCUGCAGAAGGAGACGUUCCUCAGUAAAGACGAGAUGGAGGCGUUGUUCGGCAGCCUGCCAGAGAUGCUGGACUUUCAGAGGGUUUUUCUCCAGACGUUGGAGGAAAGAAUCGCUGCCUGUCCGAACUUCAGCAGCCUGGAAACACUCGAACAGUUCAAGAAACUGCUCUUCUCUUUGGGCGGAUCUUUCCUUUACUACGCCGACCACUUCAAACUCUACAGCGGCUUCUGUGCCAAUCACAUCAAAGUCCAGAAGGUUCUGGAGAGAGCCAAAACAGACGGAGCCUUCAAGCAGUUCCUGGAGGCGAGGAAUCCCACCAAUCAGCACUCGUCUUCUCUGGAGUCGUACCUGAUCAAACCUGUUCAGAGGGUCCUCAAGUAUCCACUGCUGCUCCGGGAGCUGGUGUCCCUGACCGACCCCGAGAGUCCUGAACACACACACCUGACAGAGGCGCUGCGAGCGAUGGAGAAGGUGGCGAGUCACAUCAACGAGAUGCAGAAGAUCUACGAGGACUACGGCUGCGUGUUCGACCAGCUGGCUGCGGACCAGAGUGGAGCUGACAAACAGGUGACCGAGAUCUCGAUGGGAGAGUUUCUGGUCCAUUCGUCAGUGGUCUGGUUGAACCCUCUGCCCUGUUUGGGUCGACUGAGGAAAGAGCCGGAGCUCACGCUGUUUGUGUUCAAACGGGCCGUCAUCCUGGUUUAUCGUGAGAACAGCAAACUGAAGAAGAGGAUGACACCUUCCCGCUCAGCUGAUCUGGACCCCUUCAGGUUCCGCUGGUUAAUCCCAGUUUCAGCGGUUCAAGUCAGACCGGCCAACAUCACAGGCUCAGAGGAUCCCUGUGUGUGGGAGCUGGUCCACAGCAAGUCAGAGGUGGAGGGACGACCGGAGACGGUGUUCCAGCUCUGCAGCAGCGGUCUGGAGACGAAGGCCAGCGUGCUGCGAGCUCUGCGCUGCCUCCUCAGAGACCGACCGUCUGUCGGCUCCCUCAGGAGGAACAAGCUGUUGACGGCCGAGAGGAGCGGCUCCUGGAGGAGGAGGCAGCAGCGCUCUCGCUCCGACACCCAGAGGACGACUCCUCAUCAGCCGGAGGAGAGCUGCAGACCGGACGGCGUCCUGGGAGACACCUGCUCGGAGCCUCUGCUGCCCAGCCACGCUGCCGCCGCUGCAGGCAAGAGGACCAGGCUGUGCUCCCUGACCAGCGAGCUGGAGGCUCAGCUGCAGAGACUCAACUUCACCGAGGAGGAGGCGGAGAGAGGAACGACGUCUCGGAGCGACGAGGAGACGAGACGGAGCUCCAGUCUGCGCCGGACUGCUGGAGGAGAACUGCCGGACUUCAGCAACCUGCUGGAGAGAGACUUCAGCGUUCAGAGCAUGACCUCCAUGAUUAACGAAGACUGCUUCUACGACACCAUGCUGGGGAUGCAGAAGGCUGCCGUCCCCAAGCUGCAGGGCUGAAGCUAACAUGCUAACAGGGAGGAGACUUACCUUAGUGGUACUCAAAGCGCUUUGCAAAGUUUUCUCAUUCACC
Molecule: messenger RNA, 5023 nt
Organism: Stegastes partitus (bicolor damselfish)
Lineage: Eukaryota; Metazoa; Chordata; Actinopteri; Pomacentridae
Gene: tiam2b
Product: TIAM Rac1 associated GEF 2b
Exons: 24
Coding region: 280-4950 (1556 amino acids)
Biological process (GO): small GTPase-mediated signal transduction; activation of GTPase activity
Molecular function (GO): protein binding; guanyl-nucleotide exchange factor activity
Source: RefSeq, a predicted model, not a curated record